Messenger RNA from Sabethes cyaneus, 1860 nucleotides. RefSeq names its product homeobox protein invected-like. The transcript is spliced from 3 exons. Gene Ontology annotation, molecular function: RNA polymerase II cis-regulatory region sequence-specific DNA binding; DNA-binding transcription factor activity, RNA polymerase II-specific. Gene Ontology annotation, cellular component: nucleus. The record is from RefSeq and is a predicted model, not a curated record. Lineage: Eukaryota; Metazoa; Arthropoda; Insecta; Diptera; Culicidae. Gene Ontology annotation, biological process: regulation of transcription by RNA polymerase II; neuron differentiation. Bases 1 to 1860 code for a protein of 619 amino acids.
AUGGCUACAAUUAUGUCGCAUAAUCUACCGUUGAUACCGCUGCCGCUGAAGGCAACUACGGCGGCAGCUUUGGCGAAGACGACCGCCGGGCUGAUGAUGUCCGGGUUGCUUGGAAAACAUCCGGUGGAGGAUAUGUACUCGAGUGGAGUAGUUGGUAUGCCGACGGAUCGUAGCAGCCCGGAUAUGACGAGUGAGGCUAGGUCUAGUCCGGAAUCGCUGAUGAUGGCCCAACCGAAGGAGCAAGAUGACGAUCGGAUGAGCUGUUGCAGUGAGGACAGUGAGCUUUCGGUAGGGCAGGAAGGGUUAGGCGAAAGUGAUAAAACUAUGAACAGUGAUGAAAAAAUGAGCGUUACAAGUGUCGGGUCGAGACUGGCUGGAGUAGAUAUGGAAAAGUUAAUUGAUAGACACAGUGUGGAAGCGUCGGAAGAGAUGAGCAAUGACUCUUCGAGGUACUCAAGUACAAAGGAACCGGUGGACGAUUAUAUGAAGAUUCCCGUGAUGAGACCUAGCCCUACCAGAUUGCACGAAGAGUUCCUAAGAAAUUCCCAGCUGUAUGCAGAAGAGCUGAUGCGACAACAAAUGCAGAUAGUUGCAGCAGCGAGAGGCUUGAAUUUGAGUCCAAAACCACUUGACUCUGCACUGGGAUUAGUUUCUCGGUUGCAGGAUAAUCGCAGCCCUGCCCGAUCAGCAUUUCCAGAAGAGCAACGAAUAGGAUUCCGACCGCACAUUCGAGGGGUGGCUGAACUCUACCAGGACCCAAAUCGAUGGUCUGAUGAACGAAGUGUUCGAUCGCCUCCAGAAUCAUCUUCCUUCCGUGGCAUUCACAGCCAUCUAAGCGCUAUCUCACAGAUAACACAAAACCUGAACAGUGACAUGAGCAAGCUUGCUUCCCCUUCUAGCCUAACCAGUAUGGCCUCACGUGAAAGUUCCCAAUCUCCACCUCAGGGUCACGCUCAACUGCUACAGUUGAACAACAAUAUAGCGCUGAACGAUCAGAACCUAAAAUUUAGCAUAGACAACAUUCUGAAAGCCGAUUUCGGCCGUCGGAUAACGGAACCACUGAAAAGAAGUGGAAAAAGUUACGCCAAAAAGCCGUCGGCAACGACGGAGAAAACGACUGCCGCGAUGGAUCUGAGUUCGAUGGAAAAACUUGGCUCCGGCUUGGUCGUAAAUGGCGCCAGCAGCGACAUGAAUGGCAACGGAGUUGGUGUUUGUUCUAGUGCCAGUGUUGCCAGCAGGAGCUUUAACACCAGUAGUUCUAGUGCCAGUGGAAGUGAAAUUGAAGUGCCCGCGUCUCCGCAAUCGUCAACCGGUUCGAUUAAGACCGGCGGCGGUGAUGGUGCUGGGAGCAGUGAACGAUCGGGAAACAGUGGAGGAGGCAGCGGCGGGCCGAUUGUAUGGCCCGCUUGGGUCUACUGUACCCGUUACAGCGAUCGUCCUAGUUCAGUUACAACAGCCAGGGGUGCAAUUGAAGAAGACUAUCUUCAUGUGACAGCAAAACUGCUGAUGAGCAGCGACUAUGCACUGCUGCUGCGGCUCGGGGCCAGUGCCUACUUGCUCAAUUGCUCACAGAAAGUAAUAAAACUGGCGGCUCGGGUUACGUUGCAGCAAAUGCUGCCGCGUUCAUUGACCAAUGCAGCAGCAGCAGCAGCGAAUUGCUUCAACGCUUCCUUUGAUCCCGCACGGAGACUGAUCGGUGGUGUCAGUUGUAAUCACUUAUCAAAACACACCUCUCGCACCUGCGAGAUUGCUGCAGUGCUGCUCAGUUCAUGCAGUUCCGUGGCGAUUGCUUCAUGGGCUACAACCAUGAGUGGUGUUCAGGUUGAGCACAUUGUUAUGUGCUGCCUGUGUACUGUGUAG